GUGCAUGGAGACCCAUCUCGGUUGGGCGCGAAGCCUGGAGGCCGUUCUAUCCGAUCGAUCGGCACUCGACGCGUUUCAGGAAUGGCUUAUUGAGUACUCCUCGCCUCAGUACCUCGACUUGUUCUUCGCAAUCCGAGCAUACGAACGAAUGGCGUUGGAGGGAAAACCGGAGAAAUCCCAACUUUCCAAGUCAAUAUACUCGAAAUUUUUGUCCUCUCGGACCGGAAACUGCGAAGCAAUUCCCAAGCAUUUUAGGGCUCCGAUUGGUGAAAAACUACGUCAUGGCACCGAAUUAGAGGAUCGGGUAUUCAGUCAUUGUUCGAAUUUUGUUCAAGAAUUUUUAAGACGCCAACACGAGGAGUUUGUGGGCUCCGAAGAGUUUAUUGAGGCUUUUAAUAAGAUGUCAUCUACCACCGCCGACCAGCUCCCGGGAGGCUCCGCCCACCAUUCAUCACACCAAAACACCAUGAGAAGGUCGUCAGGCACUACCUCCCGUAAAAGUGCCGCACAAAUCGCCACCCAGCUCACAGCUGAGGCCCUCCUAAAAUCGAAACACGACAGGCACAGCAAACUUGGAGAAACAAAACUUGAGAAAAUGUACCCACCGACACGUCAACCAUACGUAUGCAACGCCACUACCUCACACAACGACUCGGCUGUCAGCUCGACGUUUUCUGGGGACACGCCCGAAGCCCAUAGGAUGCAUAGUAAUAGACUCCGCCAUAUCCGAGACGAACAAGCCCGCGAGAAUCACGGUACCAUGACACUGCCACGUGUCGAAAAAGCCAGCGUCGAUGGUCAGCAAUGGGAUCAUUCUUCUGAAUCAGGAAGAAGAAAUUUUGCAAUGGAAAUCACCAGAAAACUGCUUAGGCAUAUUGAUAAGGUUAAGCUAAAUGAUGAGAUGGAGAAGAGGAUUGACGAUAUCGAAGAGUGUCGGUAUACGACAAUCGACAUGGUAAACGGCACGGAGCCCAACGACGAUCUGGGGAAAAUCGAUGAGGACGAGGAGUUGGAUGAUUAUCUGAAAAUGAAAAUGACAGAUGAUUCCCAAAAAGGAUCAACAAAUCGAUCACCUAAAGGCCCAGCAGGAGAGCCCAACAAAUCUGGAGAAGGAUCGAAAAAUACCACCCUCUCCCCAACCAAUCGUGCUCCCGCUCAGCUCCACAACACAAUUCGGGUCCCGAGACGAAAAGAUUACCCCCGGGACACCUCGGCUUCUCUAAAAUCUCAUCGUCACCAUCAAAUCGACACAAAUCGAAUGAUGAGCCAAUCAAUGUGCGCUCCAUCGUACUCCUCAGCCAGCUCCUCCUACAGUAGGGACUCCUUCGCGCCGGCGCCCACUACCAGGGUGAAUUUUGCUCCGGGGAGCAGCAAAUCGAGUCAAUUCUAUGAUUCUUCGGGAAUUGGGUCUAUGGCACCGUCGGCGUUCUCCGCCACUUCGUCACUGGAUUAUAAGGAUCGGAGGCAGCACAGAAAGGCUCCAACGCCUAAGAAGCACUCGAAAAUUGGGAAAAAUUUGUCGAAUUUGAUAACUAUUAGCUAUUUAGGAACCGAUAAAAUCCCUGUGGUAACACAUGUCCCUAACGAUGGACCAAUGACGUUGGCGGAGUUCAAGAGGCACUUUGCUCUGCCAAAUGGAGCACAUCAACUAUUCUUCAAAACCGAAUGUGAGGAUGGCUCCGCCCCUUUUCAGCUUUUGCUCAUUAAAGAUGAGCAUCACCUUUUACCAGUCUUUGAGGGUCGAAUUGCCGCCGAGCUCCGAUAGUGGGAUUAUCGAUUUUUGAAAACGAUUUUUUUUUUCAUUUUUCUGAAUUUUAAUAUCAUACACACAACCUACAAAACAGAACACAGGUCCAUAAAUUUAUUUCGUGAUCUUAAAUUUUUUUUUUGAAUUUCAAGUUUUCAAAAAAAAAAUUUCAAAAAUUUUUUUAUUAAAUAAUAUAUGUAUAUUUCAAUAAAAGUGAACAAUGAGA
Caenorhabditis elegans is the source of this 1973-nucleotide messenger RNA. It is a transcript of the gene pry-1, whose product is annotated as Axin-like protein pry-1. Gene Ontology annotation, cellular component: plasma membrane; nucleus; cell cortex. The transcript is spliced from 12 exons. Bases 5 to 1765 code for a protein of 586 amino acids. NCBI's taxonomy places the organism in Eukaryota, Metazoa, Nematoda, Chromadorea, Rhabditida, Rhabditidae. Gene Ontology annotation, biological process: negative regulation of canonical Wnt signaling pathway. The record is from RefSeq and is marked reviewed.